AUGUCUUCGUAUCUGCAGGACCUGGGGCCAGAGGCUGUCUCACACCGGCAGCAGGUUGACGAGGUAAAGCAGCAACUCGGCAUCACACACGCUGAGUUUGACUGCUGGAUCUACGGGUUCCUGGAAAACAAGAAGUUCUCCGUGGAGGAGACCGUGCUAAAGCUGCAGCGGCGGUUCGCGAUGGAGGUGGAUGAACUGGGGACGUAUGAAAUAACCGAUUUUAUGCGCACAUCGCUUCGCUCAGGCAUCAUUCAGGUGAUUGGCGAGGACAAAUGUGGCCGCGUUGCCUUUUACGUCAACACGCGGAGGGAUCACCCAGAGUCCUCGCGCAGAAACGAAAACAGAUGCACGUUUGACAUGAUGGUGAGUUACGGCACUCGCCUACGUGCGGAGAAUAAGCGGUGCCAGAUGGUGAUGCUCAUCAACCAGGAGAAGGCGAGCUUGUGGAGCAACAUUGACAUGACCUUCCAAGCCGAUAUUGCCCUUCGAAUCGCAAAGUUUUACCCCGGCGCUGUGGACAAGAUGUACAUCUGCAACAUGAACCGCACUCUGGCAGCGAUGGCGAAGCCUGUAUUUUCGCGGUUGCCGCCUAUCGUUUCGGACCGCAUCAUCAUUAUUGAUGAUNCUGACAUGAAGAACGGUAUGCUGUUGAACUUGUUCGAUGAGAGUGUCCUGCCGGUGACGCUGGGCGGCAGCAACAACUGCGAUGAUGAGGCCCACUGGAAUCAGCAUGCCAAGGUGAUUGAAGACUAUUACAUUGAGAUGAAAGAUGCGAUUGUGAACCAGCAUUUGACAGUGAAGGAGUGGGAGCUCCUACGUAUCAGGCCGCACAGGGUGUACAGUCGCUUGGCAUCGACGAUUUUCGACGCGGAGAGUAUGACGCAGCUCAAGACGUGCUACUCUGAGUGCGGCUCAAGCUACAACGAUGACCUUGUCCAAGAGGAAAUGGAGCUCCAGGAUAUGGAGGAGGCGAACGAGUGGAGAGCCGUCAUGGAGUCGUUCCCGCCGAGCCUCUCACUCUUGUUCCUUGAGGAGCUGCAGCGCUGGCGCCUGGCGGUGACGGCAGAGGAGACGUCUGCACGCUACGCACUGCUUGACGAGCACAUUGCUCUGCGCAAAGCGACUAUAGCAGAGCUGCCGGAAAUUGACCUUGAGGACAAGAUGUGGUACGACCAGAUACCGAUGCCACUGCGCCAGCUGUACCGUCUUUGUCUCUUCAGUGUCACUGUCAUGAAUGGCAUUUACUUUAUUGCUGCGACAGUUUUUCUCGCAGUGCUGUCUGGUAAUAUUAUUGUGACGCUCUUUUUGGGGUUUCUGGUGCAGUGGAACUACGUGUUUCCACUCGGGGCAACCCUUGUGAUGACGGCUGUUCAAGGCAUGACGCUCUGCUCCCGUGCAAUUGAUGUGCUGGUUGCGUUGAUGUUCCGAAAAGUCAUCCCUCCGUUCGAGUGCAUCGGCAGGCAUUGGGGUGGCAUUGCACAGAUGACGCUCUUUGCAGUGGUGAUGGCGAUCCAGUUUAUCAUAUUUUGCGUAUAUGCGUCUCGAGAAACGCCACUGGAGGCCCUGCAGGUGUCUUUUGCGACAGGGUGGAUAAGUGCUGUGUUUAUUGUGGCCAUCUUCCAUGCACUGUUCUUUUUUGGCUGGAUGAGCGAUGCCAGGUUGCGCUUGCGUAGUGGCGGUGGGACGGUGGCAUUCCCAUUCUACAUGUUUUUAAACCUCCACGAGAGUGAAGAGCUGAGUGGGAUCCCCUACCGUGUACGCACCUCGUCUUGUGUCAUUUGCGGCUUUCCCGUCUUUCUUAGCAUGUUGCUUGGUAUUGGGUUUCUUAUCAGCCGAGCUGUUGGGUUCUCAGUCGCUGUAAGCGCCGCUUCUAUUGCAGGUGCCUUUGUUGUCAACUACUACUCUGAGGCGAUGGCGAGCGGGCUGAGCAGUAAGUUGCUUUGUGUCUCUCUCUGGAUUGCCUCAAUGGUUUGGCUUUUUGACUGUUUCGCCUUUGGCUUCCGGAAUUAUAGCAACAUAUGGGGUGUUUCGGUUAUUGUGGCCUCCCUUUUGACAGGGUGGUGCAUCCUCUUCGCGUUGACAUGCGUUACGAAGGACGAUAGUAGUAAAUUGCUCCGCAUUGGACUGAUUUCCCUCGUGGUGCUUCUUAUCGGCUGCUGGUUGUCCGUUUUUCCUGUAGUGGGCUGGGAGAUUGGCGUUUUCUGUCUUGCCUUGAUGCUGCACAACGGCCUCGGUCUUCUUUUUUGCCGCGCCGACCUCACUAAUAUUGGCGGGGUCUUCGUCUUGUCGUUAGCGGUGCUGCUUCUGGUUGUCUCAUGCGUGCUGCUGGGGUGGAACGGCACCAGCCCGCAGAAUAUUCUGCCGCGCAGCCUCCCAAGCGCGGACGUGCCGCCUGCGCUCUCCCCGAUCGUCGCCUACCACCGCUACCCCGUCUGCAGUCUUCGCAUGGACGGCGGGCUUGGCAUCGUAGACUUCUCCCUCCUCACGGAGAUUGUCAACCUAGAGAACUCCACUGCCUUCGCGGUUGACUUCAACAACUGGUUUAACACCACUGACUUCACAUAUGGUGGUGUUGUGAAGCUGUUCGAGACGGAGGGGGAGCCGUGGGGCCUCCACCGGUUUGACUCAGUGAUGCACAACGUUACUGUACUGACACUGCACAACAAAUAUGCGUUUACCUCCAUUAUUUCAAUGACAGCGUGGCUGGGCUCCAUCGCCCUCUCCCCCCUCCAUAUAUUCCUCCCCACUGAGUGGUCUACAAUGAUUGUGUACAUCAUAUCGUUCGUGGCGCGUUUGAUCAACUUUUCUUGGCUUCAGCUACACCGAGAACUUGCGCGUUAUGUAGAAGCCGUAAAGCGCACGGAGCCGAAGCAGGUGAUACUCACUGGCAGCGGCGUGGCGGGUGGCAUCGCGUCUAUGGCCGGUACCGUUUCGCGCACGCAAACGUUUGUGUUCGGCUCUCCUGGCCUCCUGCACUUGCUGCGCCACGUUAAACUUGACGAGACAGACUACCACAACUACGUGCUCUCCGUGGGCGCGAGCAACGGCGUGCUGGACAACGUUGGCGGUCGUGACACUACGGUAACGCAGAAAAUGCGGUGUGAAUUUUCCUCCCACGUGUGUCUCUCGAUGGAGUACAUCUCAGCAGAGCUGCUUGAUAUGUGCGACACCAGCGGUCGGCGCCACGCCUCCUUCCGCGAUGUUUACCUUCUGUAG
Molecule: messenger RNA, 3216 nt
Organism: Trypanosoma grayi
Lineage: Eukaryota; Euglenozoa; Kinetoplastea; Trypanosomatida; Trypanosomatidae
Exons: 1
Coding region: 1-3216 (1071 amino acids)
Source: RefSeq, a predicted model, not a curated record